This is a messenger RNA of Balaenoptera musculus (blue whale), 2172 nucleotides long. It is a transcript of the gene KCNK1, whose product is annotated as potassium two pore domain channel subfamily K member 1. The record is from RefSeq and is a predicted model, not a curated record. NCBI's taxonomy places the organism in Eukaryota, Metazoa, Chordata, Mammalia, Artiodactyla, Balaenopteridae. Gene Ontology annotation, cellular component: membrane. The transcript has 3 exons. Gene Ontology annotation, molecular function: potassium ion leak channel activity. Gene Ontology annotation, biological process: potassium ion transmembrane transport; stabilization of membrane potential. Bases 200 to 1210 code for a protein of 336 amino acids.
CCCAGCCCCCCGCGCAGCCUGCAAGUUUGCUCGGCGGUCUCGGGCGGCCUCUCGGGCUACCUGAACCGGCCACCACGUCAGCGCCACAUCAUCUGGGUGUUUUCUAUUUGCAAGGAAACAGGAAAAGAAGGGCGAAGAAGCUCUCCGGAGCGGGCGGGCCGGUCUGCGGCGCGGGCCUCGCGGCCGGACGGCGGAGAAGAUGCUGCAGUCCCUGGCCGGCAGCUCGUGCGUGCGCCUGGUGGAGCGGCACCGCUCGGCCUGGUGCUUCGGCUUCCUGGUGCUCGGCUACCUGCUCUACCUGGUCUUCGGCGCCGUGGUCUUCUCGUCGGUGGAGCUGCCCUACGAGGACCUGCUGCGCCAGGAGCUGCGCAAGCUGAAGCGGCGCUUCCUGGAGGAGCACGAGUGCCUGUCGGAGCCGCAGCUCGAGCAGUUCCUGGGCCGGGUGCUGGAGGCCAGCAACUACGGCGUGUCGGUGCUCAGCAACGCCUCGGGCAACUGGAACUGGGACUUCACCUCCGCGCUCUUCUUCGCCAGCACCGUGCUCUCCACCACAGGUUAUGGCCACACUGUGCCCCUGUCCGACGGGGGCAAGGCCUUCUGCAUCAUCUACUCGGUCAUCGGCAUCCCUUUCACCCUUCUGUUCCUGACGGCGGUGGUCCAGCGUGUCACCAUCCAUGUCACCCGCAGGCCAGUCCUCUACUUCCACGUCCGCUGGGGCUUCUCCAAGCAGGCGGUGGCCAUUGUCCACGCCGUCCUUCUCGGUGUGGUCACCGUGUCCUGCUUCUUCUUCAUCCCGGCCGCGGUGUUCUCCCUCCUAGAGGAUGACUGGAACUUCCUGGAAUCCUUUUACUUUUGCUUCAUUUCCCUGAGCACCAUUGGCCUCGGGGAUUAUGUUCCCGGAGAGGGCUAUAAUCAAAAAUUCAGGGAGCUCUACAAGAUUGGGAUCACGUGUUACCUGCUUCUUGGUCUUAUUGCCAUGUUGGUGGUUCUGGAAACCUUCUGUGAGCUCCACGAGCUGAAGAAGUUCAGAAAAAUGUUCUACGUGAAGAAAGACAAGGAAGAGGAUCAAGUGCACAUCAUAGAGCACGACCAGAUGUCCUUCUCCUCCAUCAUGGACCAAGCGGCCAGCGUGAAGGAGGACCAGAAACAGGAUGAGCCUUUUGUGCACCCCCAGUCACCGGCCUUUGCCGACGGUGCCGCGACCCAGUAGGCUUAGGGCUUUGCUGCGCUGUCCCAGAGCGCAGGCUCAGGGCAGUGGGAGGAGGCUUCACUUUGUUCAUUUUGAUGAGUAUGUAAAAGCCAAGGUGACAUUUUCACAAAUAUCUACUGUCUGCAAUAUUUUUUGUAUAACGGAGCAAAGGAAGCUUUUACUCUGGAGGACUGUCUGAAAUCCGAGAAAAUGGGGUCUGUACCCGUCAUUCAUAUGUGACAAAAUUAUCUCGACUUUACUAAUAGGUGAACAACACUCGAAGCAGGGUGUCUCUGUGGAGAGAAGCAGAUUUUAUACUUUUCAUUGGGGACUUUGGGAUUUGCAUUCAAAUCAUUUAGCUGAUGGUUAAAUGGCAACAUUUAUAUUUAAAAGCAAAAAAAGAAAAGCAUAGAGAUGUGUUUUACAAAUAAGUUUAUGUGUACUGGUUUGCAUGUGCCCAUCUAAAAUCAUUAUUUUUGUAGACUCUAAGUUAAACCUACUAUUUAUAAUGACUAGAUAACCAUUAACUGUGUACAUAUAAAGUAUAAAUAUGUUUAUAUCCUGUACAUACGGUUUAGGUCCCCAGAUCCCAGCACACUUCUUAACCCAAGACUGUAGAGAUUUUCCCCUUUGAUUUCUCUUUAUACUGAAGAAUCAAAAGUUGCUGCAAUAAAAAUUACUUUAGUAUUCUGCUACAAUAAAUGUUUCUACCCUCUUGCAGUAGUAUGGUCUCGAAUGUCUAAAAUGUUUGUAAGCAUUUUCUCUGGAGGUGAACAAGUAACAAAGAAUAUGAUUUUGUAAAGAAAAAAAAAAAGAAAAGAAAAAAAAGUUAAGAUUUUGUUUUGAAAGUGCAUUAUGAUUUGCUAUCACCUAGUACUAAAGCAGAGAACCCAAACACAGACGCUCCAAAUGAACAGAUUCUGUCAAAUUAGUCCGAGAGUUUUUUUAAUUUAUAAGUUGAAUAAAUAAAAAUGUUAGCUGGU